Molecule: messenger RNA, 2609 nt
Organism: Drosophila hydei
Lineage: Eukaryota; Metazoa; Arthropoda; Insecta; Diptera; Drosophilidae
Gene: magu
Product: SPARC-related modular calcium-binding protein 2
Exons: 10
Coding region: 640-2514 (624 amino acids)
Biological process (GO): extracellular matrix organization
Cellular component (GO): basement membrane
Molecular function (GO): protein binding; extracellular matrix binding; calcium ion binding
Source: RefSeq, a predicted model, not a curated record
CUCUCUCUCUCUCUCGCUGUGUGGCGAGGGCCACUUUAGGCCACAUAUAUAUAUGUAUAUAUUCCCGACUAUACUCCUAUUGAACUGCUUGCGUUUCAGUCGUAUUUGAAACUUGGCGACGCACAGUUUGGUUUUUCACUUUUUAUUCAGUUUUAGUCUCGCGCUCUGUGGCUCGAUUUUUCACUCUGUGUAUAAUUUUUGCGAAGAAAAACAAACAAACAAGCAACAACGACGACAACAACAACAACAACAACAAUAGCUAUAGCUUUCAUAAGUUCAUAUAAAGCUGAAAUACAUCCAACACUCGCCCAUCGAUACAUAUAGAGUAUAUAUAUUUAUAUCUAGAGUAUAGACAUAUGCGUAGCAUCCAAUCUCUAUCAACUGAAUUGGCCAAGAUUUGAGCUAAAAAUAGCCGCCGGAUAUCGAUAAACAAAUAAUAUAUAAAGCAGACAACAAUUUCUAACAGAAGCCAACGAGAAUUGCGAAUUUGUGCAAAAAGUUCGAAACACUAUAAAAAAUAUCAGCGAAUAUAUAUCGAUAUAUAUACGUAUAUAUAUAUAUAUAAUGCAAUAAUCAGCUUGUGUGCGCCAUUAAUAAGUGACCGAAUUCUAUUGACAUUCAACUAAGAAGAACCAGAAAAUGAUUAUAAAAUGUUUAAGCCUUGCAUUUGGCGUGCUGCUCUUGCAGUUGUCGCUGGCUGUCGAGAGCUUGGAGCAGCAGCAGGAGACGCGACUUGAUCUGCCCCUGUCGCAGUUGCUGUCCGAGUGCGCCGCCAUGCAAGGCGAAUGCGACGAAAGCGAAAUGGAGCCUGUUUGUGGCACAGACGAUCAGACCUAUCCCACACGCUGUCACCUGCUGCGGGUGCAGUGCAGCGGUCAUCAGGUUAGCCUCAAGCAUCGCGGCAAUUGCAAAGGCUGUCUAGUGGCACGUCAGUACGCUAAGCGCGAGCGUGAACGCAAUCCGAAAAUAUUCUUUCCGCGCUGCCGCAACGAUGGCAACUAUGCAGCCGUACAGUGCUUGGGCGACACGGGCUGCUGGUGCAGCGACAGCAGCGGUAAUCCCAUUAAGAACACCUCGACGCGUCGCAGCCGGCCCAAGUGCAGCGCGUACAGGCGCAGCAAUCGUCGUAGAUCGCCUCAGCGUCAGCUCAACUCGGACGGGGAUAGCCGUGAAGCUGGCAACGGACAUCGUCCUUGCAGCAAAACGGAUCGUCAAGCAUUCAAUAGUCAUUUAAUCGAAUUGCUGCGCAGCGAACACGUCAGAUCCGGCCAGACGUUGCCAGCUGGUGGCUUGAGCGAUGCAGCUUUAUUGGAUUGGAAGUUUGCCCAAAUGGAUGGGAAUGCCAAUCAGUUGCUGGACAGGCAAGAAGUGCGUGAGCUCAAGAAGCUUGUCAAGCGGGCGGUUAAGCCCAGACGUUGUGGACGUGCCUUUGGCAAAUAUUGUGAUGUCAACAGAGACGAUAGCCUGUCCCGUCUGGAAUGGAGCAGCUGCCUGACCAAAGAUGCCAGUCAACGUAAACUGUUGACAAGCAGUCCAACGAUCAGCCCCAUUAUAUCGCCCACAAUACCACGUCGCACGCACUAUAACAUACACCAUACAAAUGUAAAUCAAGAUCAUACAAAUACGAAUAAAAUCGGAGGCAAUUCGCGUAUCCAUGAGCUGGGCAAUGGAAGCGAGGAGCGCGACGAUGAUGACUAUACGGGCGAGGCUGAGGACUCGAGCAUGACACAAUAUUCACAUCGCAUAUCGCCAGUUAAUUCACUUGGCAUGCUUUCAAAGGGCAGUAUCGAGUCUAUUCUAAUGGGCCUUUCGUUCACAGUUCUGAUGGACAAAACAGCUGAGACAACGAACAACGACAGCGAAGUCGAUGCCAACUGCUGGACAGAUCGAGCAGUGGCACGCGAAGAGCAGCGCCAUGACGGCAACAGAUCCUUUUAUGUUCCCGAAUGCAUGCCCGAUGGUCGCUAUAAGCGCGUUCAAUGCUAUAGUUCCAUCUGCUGGUGUGUCAACGAGGAGACGGGCAAGAAUAUUCCCGGCACCUUUGGUCAGACGAGACCUCAGUGCGAUGAGGUUAGCGCCGUGCGACCCAUGAAAGGCUGCACAGAGCCACGAAAGACUCAAUUUCUCAAAGAGCUCAAAGGGUUUCUCAAUACACAAAUAUUACCCAGCAGUAAUUCGGGAAACUCGACUAUGUGGAAGUCGGAGGAUGAACGCAUUGCUACGCUGAGCUUCGUUUUUCUGGACAAAAACAAAAACAAAUCGUGGGAGCGUAAGGAAUGGAAGGUCUUUCGUGACCUGGUCACCAGAUCCAGCAAUUUGAGCAAAUGCGGCAAAAAAUUGCCACGCUAUUGUGAUGCGAAUGACGAUAAGAUAAUCUCGUUGUCCGAGUGGUUGAACUGUUUGCAAUCACAACGAGCGGAGAGCACCACCACUGCAAAGCCGGCACAAUCAAACGAGACGGCCACGUCACGGCUCCUGGGAUCCAAUCCGCUGGAGCAAUAUCUUAAAGAUUAGUUUUUUAUAAUGAUGAACGUUGCUUGUUUUUGUGCUGCUACUCAUUAGAUGUCGUGCCAUGCUGCGUGGAAGUGCUUGAAUAUAUUCACUCACUC